GACUGGGUAGUGCGCCACCAGACCGGAGUCCAUGUCCAUCCAGAAUGAGUGCUUUGGAGCAGUCAAUUCAAAAAUACACGGAGGGACCAACAAAAAGUGUAAUAAGACCUGAACUAGGAUUGAGUUUUGAUUCGUUGGGCGAAGCAUACGACUUCUACAAUCUGUAUUCGUGGGAAUUGGCUUUGGUAUUAGAUAUGGCAAGAGCCGGUUGUAUGCAGACAAAACUAAAUGGAUGCAGGAGAUCGUCUAUGCUUGUUCGGGAAAGCCAGAGACGGAGAAUAGCAGGUCGUGCAUGUGCGAGUGUCCAGCCUUGAUUAGGUUGCUACACGCUUCGGAUAACAGUUGGUACGUGAAAGCCACAACCACUCCAUGUUACUGACGAUGGUCGAGAAGAUGCACUGGCCCUCACACAAGCAUAUUGAUGUGUACACUAAGGAUUUGAUAUAGCAGCUGAUGGAGAAUAAUGUGAAUCUUGGUAAGGUGUACAGCAUAAUUGGCAGCUUUUUCUGAUCAGUCGAGAAAGUGCCAUUUACAAAAGGACUGUAAGGAACAUUUACAGGGAGAUAAGCCGUAAGCAGGCAGAGGAUGAUGUCCGGAAGACUUUGGAGGUGUUUGCGGACAUUAUUAAUGGUGAUCCCGGUUUUACAUACAAAGUUCUGGCAAAAAAAGUAGCAAAGUGAAAACUGAAAAACCUCAUGUGGACAAAUGGGAGCAGCACAAUGCAGUACAAGUUCUUUGGAGAAGUCGUAACUUUUGACACCACUUACAGGACAAACCUCUACGACAUGCCUUUUGGACUUUUUUUGUUGGGGUGAACAAUCAUUUUCAGAGUAUAAUUCUUGCUGGUGUCUUGAUGAGGGAUGAAGAAGAAGAGAGUUUGGAAUGGGUGUUCUCGGAGUUCAUGCGGAUGAUGGGAGGACCUGCUCCAAGGACUAUUCUGACAGACCAAAACCGAGCCAUGGAAUUGGCCAUAAAGAAGAUUUACCCAAGCACCGUGCACAGGUGGUGCAAAUGGCAUGUCCUGAAGAAAGCAAAAGAGACGUUAGGGCCGUUGUAUACGGAGAAAUCUGAUUUUCAGGAUGAGUUCCACAAGGUUGUGAAACACAUGUUAACCAUAGAUGAGUUCGAGGCAGCAUGGGGUAUUUUGUUAGAUAAAUACAAUUUGAGGAAACAUACAUACAUGACACAGUUGUAUGAGAUUAGAGAAAAGUGGGCGAAGCUGUACUUCAAGGGGGUUUUCUGCGCCAAGAUGACGAGCACUCAACGCAGCGAAAGUGUGAAUCACAUGCUGAAGACCUACAUGCCACCAUUGAGUCCAAUGCGCAUUUUUGUGAGGCAGUACAUGAGGCUGCAGUUUGAUCGAGAGCGAGAGGAGAGCUAUGAGGAGCAGAGGACAAUGAUAGGUGGAGCAGUGAGGACUAAUUUGGCGAUACAGCAGCAUGCAAGUAGGAUAUACACAAGAGCGAUGUUCGAAGAGUUCGGGCGCCUACUAAUCGAAACUACUGCCUAUAAUGUCACCGAAAUAGAGAAGAUGAGGAAAUAUCUUACAGUCCACAACAAUGCAGCCAAGAGAGAAAAAUGGAGCAGGGUUGAGUAUAAAGUGAACAUAAAUGAUGACCAAUCAGAGUUUACAUGUGAAUGUGGUCAGUUUGAGCACACUGGGAUGUUGUGCAGCCAUGUUCGGAGGGUGAAGGAAAUACUUCAUCUCGAAGAGAUCCCUGCUAAGCAUAUAGUGAAGCGGUGGACAAAGGACGCGAGGGACAUAUACUGCCGCAACACCUGGUUCAGUAUCAGAGAGACAACUCAGUUAACAUGUCCUUUACCUGUAGGCUCUCGAAGCUGUACCUGAAAGCCAUGGAGGUGGCGAGGAUGGGUGAUGCGAGUGCGGCAGCGUACGAUCACAUAUAUGAAGGUCUAGACGCCCUGCUGGUGAGUGGUGCACCUUUUGCCAAGAAGAGGGGCGGCUUGGGUUUCGAGGACCGAAUGGCUGGCUUAACUCCUGGUACAUUGCCUGGCAAUGGUGAGAUAGCAUAUGUGGGUGGCGAUGGUGCUGAAAAAUGCGUUAGUGCUGGAAACUUUGUUAGUGUGAAUGGUCCACACGGUUUAACAGCACCAGAUAAGCAGAGGGGAGUUGGAAGACCAACAAAUAGUAGAAAAAAGGCACCGUAUGAGGGGCUCAGUAGACGAACCAGAUUCUGCAGUAUAUGCAGACAUGAAAUGCACAAACGAACUACAUGCCCUGAGAGAGGGAUGCAAGAAUUGUGGUAUGGAAGGGCACCAGCCGACCACAUGCACAAGGCUUUUGGUUGUUGCUGAGAAAUGAGGACUGAAAAUUAUGUAAUCUGUAUUGAACUAGUUCGGAGUGUUUUCUGGUGUGUUUAUGAGAGU
Triticum aestivum (bread wheat) is the source of this 2388-nucleotide messenger RNA. Its product is annotated as protein FAR1-RELATED SEQUENCE 5-like. The transcript is spliced from 5 exons. Bases 854 to 1849 code for a protein of 331 amino acids. NCBI's taxonomy places the organism in Eukaryota, Viridiplantae, Streptophyta, Magnoliopsida, Poales, Poaceae. Gene Ontology annotation, biological process: regulation of DNA-templated transcription. Gene Ontology annotation, molecular function: zinc ion binding. The record is from RefSeq and is a predicted model, not a curated record.